Molecule: messenger RNA, 2940 nt
Organism: Guillardia theta CCMP2712
Lineage: Eukaryota; Cryptophyceae; Pyrenomonadales; Geminigeraceae
Exons: 3
Coding region: 1-2940 (979 amino acids)
Source: RefSeq, a predicted model, not a curated record
AUGACGAUCAACUCCGGCUGGAUGAAGAUAUGGAAGGCGGCGGCGGGCGGGGCGUUCCAGGCCACGGCGCCGUUCGUGCCGGACGUGGCCUUCAUCGACGGGCAGAUCAAGCUGAUGAAGCCGACGAGCGUCAAGACGUGGCAGCUCUUCCUCGUCUGCCAGUUCGUCAACUGCGUGCGGCGGCACUUCGAGGCCGGGGUGAGCACGGUGGUGCUCGCCUUCGACAACUACGAGCACGUCCCCGUGUGCAAGGGGAUGACGCAGCACAAGCGCAACAAGAAGGUGAACAGCUUCAGCUUCGCCAGCGGGGAGUGCCUGCCUCCGAUCAUCCCGGACAACUGGGAGGACGCCAUCCGCAACCGGCUGUUCAAGUCGCGGGUCAUCGACUACGUCAAGACGAACCUGCACAAGCACCUGACGCUGGCGGCCCACCAGAGGCUCAUCAUCGACCACAACAGCACGCCCGUCGUGCACCUGCCCAACGGCACGUGCCAGGACUUUGAGCUGCCGCACGCGGGGCUCAAGGGCGAGAGCGACGUCAAGUUCACCUCCUACACCCACCUCGGCAACCUCCUCAUCGACGCCAUCGAUGGAGACUACGUGCCCAUGGCCAUGGUGCACCUGGAGAACCUCGCCAGGGCCGGGACGCCCGAGGCCUCGCUGCCGCAGAUCGCCAUCUACCGCAUGCGGGUGAGGGCGGGGGCGGCGGCGCCCGCCUCGGCCUCGGAGCCCAAGUACGAGUACGUGCACAUCAACCGCAUGGCGCAGGAGCUCUGCGACGACGUGGCGCGGCACUGCCCGGGCUGCCGCAACGCGUGCACGGUGCUCGCGAGCUUCGCCAUCCUCACGGGCUGCGACUACACGCAGGGGCUGCCCACCAUCGGCCCGACGCGGGUGUGGUGCAACCGGGAGAGGGUGAUCCCGCUGCUCUCCACCCUCCGGGGCGGGCAGGAGGCGCACGACAGGGACGUGGCGACGCUGUCGCUGGCCUGCCCCGUGCUCUACGCCGCCGUGUACGAGAGGAGGGUGAGCGUGAGGGUGAACCAGUCGGCGUACGCCGGGCUCGGGGUCGGGGAGAUGGAGGAUCGUGCGUACCUCCGCAGCAACGCGCGCAACUCCCUCUGGACGCUGCACUACUGGAACGCGGAGACGGACCACCCGGACCCCUACUCCAACACCUUCGGCUACAAGCGGGCGAGAGGAGCGGCCCGUGAGCCGGUCAUCCCAUUCUUUCCGUAUCGUAUUAAAGACCGCGGGGCCCAAGUGCGGGCAAAGGGUUCGCGAAUGGUGGUCGUGAACAAGAAGAGCUUCUACCCGAACACCAUACAGUACGCGCCGCAGCCCCUGGGCAACCACUAUGUCCCCGCCGACCAGCAGAAGGCGGUCGACUACGUCCAGUCGUACAGCCUCAUCUCGUACAAGAACACCGCCAAGAUCGCCAACUCGGUGAUCGCCGUGAUACUCUUCUUCCUCACCUUCGGGGCCUGCUGCGUGACCAUCACCCGGUCGUACGGGCAGAGCAAGAUCCCAAUGAACAUCAUCACCUACUCCAUCGACCCCUGGGACGAGUACCAGACCUUUGGCGACGUGCUCAAGGGCUUCACCAACGCCACGGGGACCAAGAAGGACAACGUGCGGACGCUCUGGGCCUGGUCCAAGUGCGACCAGUACAUCACCACCGGCCGCGUGCCCAAGUCCACCGACAAGCUCACCCUCGAGGUCGUCUCCGGCAACAACCCGGUGUACAUCCCCGGGGGCUGCAACUGCAUCGCACAGGUGGCCAACGCCAUGGGCGACGGCUGGCUGUACGCCACCGCCACGGCGCCCAGCAAGGACGACGUCAAGAAGAUGAUCAACUUCUGCACCUACGAGGGCAGCAUGCCGCACAACCUCACCGCCAAGCCCAAGGCCUACCGCACCCUGUUCUACGUCUACAGCUUCCUGUUCCUCUCCUGCACCUGCAUCCUGAUCGCCAACUUCAUGCACGACCUGGUGGUGAUGAUGCUGAAGAGCUCCAAGGCGUCGCCCGAGAACCUCUUCGCCGCCAUCAAGUGGAAGCUCAUCGCCACCGUGGUGGUGUUCCUCGGAUUGACCAUCGCGCUCAUGAUCACCCUCCUGCUCGUGAACAAGGGGGCGCCCACCGACGCCAAGAACCCCGAGAUCGGCCUGACGGUCGGCAUCUUCAUCAUGGUGGCCGCGGCGGUGGUACUCUUCGUCGUCCCCUACCUCACCUACCCCAACGUGCUCGACGCCAUCCACGGGCUCAUCAGCCACGAGAUCGACACCGGCAUCCUCCUCAUCGACAAGGAGAUCCGCGACCGGUACCUGGCCUCCGACGUCCUCAACGCCCAGGGGCAGAUCGAGCAGCUCUGGACCGACGUGCUCGCCAUCCCCGCAUUCGUCUCCCUCAUCAUCGCCGUCUGCAUCAUGCGCGGUUGGACCGACUACGACAUCCUGCUGUACAACGCGCUGCUGGUCUUCCUGCUCCUCCUCUUCACCGCCGCCGGCAACUGGGUGACCUGCCACUGGACCAGGGUCGUCACGUUCAUCGAGGCGCAGAACAAGCAGAACCAGAACGUGCCGGAGAAGAGGCAGAGCUCGAUGGUGCUGGGCGCUAUCAGCAACAACCUCGACGGCUUCUACCAGGGGUACAAGAACACCAUCACUCUCUGCCAGUUGUUCAUCAUCAUCGCCCUCUGCUUCACCGCCACCCCGACCAGCGACGUCACCCAGUACAGCUACAUCGCCAUGUACAACUGGCUCGUGCUGAUGGUGUCGCUGUUCGCCGUGUUCGUCUUCCCGGACCUCUGGAACGACUUCCAGGCGCUCAAGCUGCACAACGUCACCGCCACCAAGCAGGCGUUCCUCAACGUGCUCAUCUUCAUGACGUUCCUCACCGUCAGCUACACCGAGUACGCCAAGAAGUCGCUCGUGUCCUAG